Messenger RNA from Populus nigra (black poplar), 2292 nucleotides. Its product is annotated as rust resistance kinase Lr10-like. The record is from RefSeq and is a predicted model, not a curated record. Bases 35 to 2224 code for a protein of 729 amino acids. Gene Ontology annotation, biological process: protein phosphorylation. Lineage: Eukaryota; Viridiplantae; Streptophyta; Magnoliopsida; Malpighiales; Salicaceae. Gene Ontology annotation, molecular function: ATP binding; protein kinase activity; polysaccharide binding. The transcript is spliced from 8 exons.
UCCAUUAUUUCACUUCCCUGCAAGUUUUCUCUCGAUGUUGAGUGGAAUAUCAAAGCACCAUUUCGGUGCAUAUCCAGCCCUUCUUUUUCUAGUCAUCCUAGCCGGCCACCAGAGUUGCAGUGCUAGAAAGAACAGUACUGUUGACUGUGCCCCAUCUUGUGGCAAUAUCCAUAUUAGCUACCCUUUCCGACUAAGUACCGAUCCCAAUAGCUGCGGCAACAAAAAAUAUGAACUUACUUGUGAAAACAACCGCCCAGCUUUAUACUUAAAGGGGGUAAGAUAUUAUGUCCAGGCAAUCAAUUAUUACUCUGAAUUCACAAUUCAACUUGUGGAUGCUGAUGUUCAAAAGCAUGGUUGCUUCUCCAUCCCUCGUCAUUCUUUUAUGAUGAGAUAUCUCAACGGCGACAAUAUUGAUCAUUAUUAUCCAUAUGGUGUUACAGUUUACGGUUCCUCUUUUACAUUAGUUUUUAUAAGUUGCCAAAAUCCAAUACCGAGUCCUCGAUUUAAUUCCGUCAAUACUUCUUCCUGCAAAAAUGGCAGUAUUUCUUCUCCCACCUUCCGCCACGUGGAAGGUUAUUCCUAUGUGAUGGUUGCUGAGCAUAUAUACGUUGCUGACGUACCGGACGUAUGCCGUAUAAAUUUCAUUUAUGAAGCGACUUCAUCAAUUACUGAACAAAAAAAUAUUACCAACAUGUCUUUGAUAGAUGUCCAAGAUAUUUUGGCGUAUGGCUUUGAGCUUUCAUGGGAGCAGGAUGCUUGUGGUUAUAUCAAAGAGAACGGCUCCAUCCUUGAUGACGCCAUCAUGCGCGCCUACUGUGGUGAUCCACGCAGAAUUGGUUCUCCCAUCAAAGUUGCAAUAGAUUUCCUGGCUAAUCGUAUACUCGCUUACGUUGCCAUAUGGCCGCUAAGCAGGUAUUUACAAGAUAGCUUCUGGAUUGAAUAUAACAGCUUUGGACAACCGCGAUUGGAAUUCACCUUUUAUAUAAACGGAGUUUCUACUACGAAGACGAUCUCUUCAGAUUUUCUAAGCACUCUCAUAGUUUUGCUCCUUACCCUACUUGUGCUCCUUGUUCCCAUCGGGAUAUAUCAUAUAUUAUUAUUCAUUUGUGGGUUUCCAUGUCUGAUAACCUUAUUGGUCUAUACAUGGCGAAGAAGGCAUUUAUCAAUGUAUGGUAACAUAGAAGAAUUCUUGCAAAGUCAUGAUCAUAACCUCACGCUUAUAAGGUACUCUUACUCGGAGAUUAAGAAGAUAACUCACGGAUUCAACAACAUGUUAGGUAAAGGAGGUUAUGGCUCGGUGUACAAAGGAAAGCUUCGUAGUGGCCGUUUGGCGGCUGUAAAAAUUCUAUGCAAAGGAAUAGCUAAUGAGCAAGAAUUUAUCAAUGAAGUUGCCACCAUUGGAAGAAUUCACCAUUGCAAUGUGGUGCAGCUCAUAGGCUUUACUGUUGAGGGCUCGAAGCGUGCCCUUAUAUAUGAGUUCAUGCCUAAUGGAUCUCUUGAAAAGUAUAUUUUUUCUAAGCAAGGUUGCAUACCGCUGAGUAACCAGAAAAUAUAUGAAAUUUCUCUUGGUGUGGCUCGUGGCAUUGAAUAUCUACAUCAAGGUUGUGACAUGCAGAUUUUGCAUUUUGACAUCAAGCCUCACAACAUUCUUCUCGAUGAAAAUUUCACUCCAAAGGUCUCAGAUUUUGGACUUGCAAAAUUAUAUCCAACUAAUAAUAGCGUUGUGUCCUUUACUAAGGCUAGAGGAACGUAUGGAUACAUGGCUCCUGAGUUAAAUUUCAGAAGCAUCGGAGGCGUCUCUUACAAAGCCGAUGUCUAUAGUUUUGGGAUGUUGUUGAUGGAUAUGGUUGGGAGAAGAAAAUAUAUGAAUGCAUUGAAAGAUCAUUCAAGCCAGAUGUACUUCCCUUCAUGGAUUUAUGACCAGGUUAAUGAAGGAAGGGAUAUACUUGAAGAUCAAGCGACAGAGCAAGAAAAGAACACAAUAAAAAAGAUUACUAUUGUGGCAUUAUGGUGCAUACAAUUGAAGCCUAUUGAUCGUCCCUCGAUGCACAAAGUUAUACAGAUGCUUGAAGCAGAUAUUGAAUCUCUACAAAUGCCUCCUAAGCCUUUUCUCGUUCCACAACAAACAUCAAAUGAUGAUAGGAUCAAUAUGGCUAAUCCAACAAGUUUAAGAGAUGCGUCAAAUGUUUGUAGCAUUGAUUCUUCAUAUCAGUUUGGUCGUUGAUAUAAAUACUCUUGUAUGUUUUUUUAUUUAAGUAAUAUGUUAAAUUUUGUAUGCCUUAACUAUCUGAA